AUGGGUGAAGUGCAAAAGGUGAGUGAAUUUUGAUCCUCUAACAAAUACUGGGGGGGGGGGGUGUAGUAUUCACAGAAUGACUCUUUCGGCAUCUACUCUCUGGCAGGACUUGCUAUCAAUCUGCUCCCCAGAACUGGUUCUACAUACCCACCAUGAUUACUAUCUACACUUAAUAUCUGCAACAUGGGGGCUGCAACAAUGUGUUGUGGGUGUUCACUGUUUCAGUCAGCCAUGCCUUCCACGGCAAUACUCCCUUCUGUUCCUCCGUUGCCUGUUUUUUUCCUCCCCGCCCCCCAACCGCUACUGAAAGUCAGCCAGAAUUCUGUGCCUGCUGCACCAUCUGUCCUCACUGGGCUGUUUUGGGGAUCUCCAUCACCACCACCGAAAUAUUUCUGGUACUUCUGUAAACCUUGAGGUUCCUGCCGAUAAUCUCCCUCUUGUUCAUGGAUGGCACCAUUUUGGCUACAUGAGCAACAGCACUCAACCUCUCAACACAACACAAAUGGAAUGGUAACCUGAAGCUGCGGAAUGCCACCCUGGUGCCCAUGGUGGAGGCUGGUGGGACCGUUCAUGUGUGAGAGGAGCAGGGGGAAUGAGGGUGGUCAAAACAAGACUAUUAAAUAAUCUAAGGCCUGUGAAAGUGUGGGGGAGUGGACUGUUAUUAUGAUGACUAUUUUAUUACUGGGCUGUCUGUUAGUAUGCUUAUUAUUAUGUUUUUAUCACUGAUGUUCUAUAAAGUAUUUUUCAUGUUCUACAUAGCCUUGAUAAAGGAUGGUAUAUAAAUUGUUGUUGUUGUGAAUGGUAUAUAAAUUGUUUUUGUUUUUGUUGUUAUUUUAUUUGUUCCCCAUCCAUCUGACUGGGUUGCCCACACAUUCUCGAGCAACUUACAUUAAAACAUAAUAAAACAUUACAUAAUAAUAAUCAUCACAAAUUGAGAAAGCUGAACUUUGAGAUGUUUCUCUGAAGCUGGUAAAAGCUGGUAAAAUGGCCCCAUUGUCAGCUGAAGACUGGUGGGUAAAAUCAAGUGACUGUGUAAGGAUGAAGACUCUAAAAACAUGGUGGGCCUUCUCUAGGAGUCGGUAGCUAGAAUAAAGAUCCCAGCCAGUAAAUGCUGCUUUUGCGCCUAGGGCCUUCUCUCCGUCAUCCAGAAGCUUAAAGGCUCUGAAGAGCAGGAGUUGCGAAUUGUCCUCCUCGGGCUGGACAAUGCCGGAAAGACUACUUUGCUCAAGAGCCUGGCAUCGGAAGAAGUCAGCACCAUUACCCCCACACAGGUAAGCACAGCAGCAAAGGAGAUCAGCACUGAGGGAUUGGGAUGGGGUGUGCGGCAAGGAGGAAUUGGAUAACCAGUUACAUAAAGUCAAUGGAGCAGAUUGGCAGUCAGGAUCCUAACCAACCCCCUGCUGUUACGCUCCUCUCAUCCCCACAGUGUGGAGCUCAGACACACCAGCAAUAGCACCUUGGCUCUCUCAGAGCAACCCAUCCCCUGUGCUGUUCAGGCAAGCCUUGUAGCUAAGACAUUGCAUUGGGACGAGGGAGGAGGAGUUGCUUUUAAGUUUCUAAUAUAUGGGCAUAUUUGAUGAAAAGGUUGCCCAUCUUCUGAGUUCUCAUCACCAACUGGGCCACAUACAAAUUCUGUGUAGCUUGCAGCAGCGCAACGGGGUGGGGAUUCUUCAGCAUAGGAAGCAUGCGGUCCCUGCUAUGCCUCUCCCCUAUCCAACCUCUUCUGAUUCCUUUUGUGAAGGGAUUCAACAUCAAGAGUGUCCACUCUCAUGGCUUCAAGCUCAAUGUCUGGGACAUAGGAGGGCAGCGGGCGAUCCGGGCCUAUUGGAAGAAGUACCUGGGCAGCACAGACCUUCUGGUGAGUGUGGGGCUCAGCCCCUAAAACUGCCUUUGUAGAAAUUUGACUGCUGGAACCACACAAGUUACCAAAUUAAGGCAAGGCUAGCCCUAAUAUCCAGUGCCCUCCAGACAGCCUUUUCGCUGUACAUUCAUAACUGCUUAUGUUCAUCAUGGUAUUGGGGACAGGGGACGGCUGCACACGAUCCCAUGUUCAAUACUGUUACACCUGCAAAAGUUUUGGGGUGGAUAUACUGCUUUGUUUCCAAUCGAUACAUGUCCCAUUGCUGAAAGCAUUUAACUUUUCAUGCUACAAAUGUUCCAGAUUUGGUGUGGUUUUUUGGUCCUACUUUUGUUCCGUUGUAAUGCAAACAUUCGCCUCCAGGUGGCAAUAGUGUGGUAGCACUGAGCAAGCAUCACACAACAACUAACAAAGUGGAAUGAUGUGUGGAUGCUCAAGUAUAAAUCCACCUCUCAUGUGCUAUUAUUGUAUCAAUGACAUGUUGCACAUGCAAUGGAACCACCAAUCUGGAAGGCUUUAGGCAGUGCCAGCUGAUCGGCCUCAGAUUGCAGAAUUUAGAAGGUAUUAUCAAAGGACAACUAACUGUUAUUUUAUUUACUUUAUUAUUAUACUUCUACAGCCGCAAUGUGUGGAGGGGGUGAGUAGGGCACCAUUUGGAUUUCAUACCUUAGAAAGCAAGAUGUCUUGGGGCUGCCUUAAAAGAACCAAAAAGCUUUAGGAGUUGGUAAGAGGAGCUAGGACCAAAGGAAUAGUGCUGGGCUGUAGAUGAUUCCCUUCUUUUCCUCAUUUCAGAUCUAUGUUAUUGACAGUGCUGACCAGAAACGCUUUGAGGAGACUGGGCAGGUAGGAUAGACAGUUUACCUCCUCCAAUCCCAUAAUUCUACCUAUGGCAGGAAUUUGGUAAUCUGGACUGUGGAGAACUGCACACCUGGGAAUGAGUGUUGUGAGGGGUGAAAAUAUUGUCAAAUAAUAGCAGAGUCUAGAAGUAGAACCCAGUGUUCAGAAUGCUUGCUUGGUGUCUUAACCUCAAAUCUCCUUCUCCUUACCCCCUUUAGCUUAGCGGGUUCAGAAGGUAUGGAUCAUGGGAGAAUCAACUGUACAGUGGUACCUCGGGUUAAGUACUUAAUUCGUUCCGGAGGUCCGUACUUAACCUGAACCUGUUCUUAACCUGAAGCACCACUUUAGCUAAUGGGGCCUCCUGCUGCCGCCGCGCCGCCGGAGCACGAUUUCUGUUCUCAUCCUGAAGCAAAGUUCUUAACCUGAAGCACUAUUUCUGGGUUAGCGGAGUCUGUAACCUGAAGCGUAUGUAACCUGAAGCGUAUGUAACCCGAGGUACCACUGUAUUAUGACCACCACCCGCCCUGUGCUCAUAGCAGUUAACAAGGAACAGCUAUGACACAUCCCUUGAAGGACAAGACCCUACCCCUCUGGGUUUACCAUUCAAAAAAGGAGUUUGUGAAAAAGAGUACAUUACAAGUACUAGUUCUAGGUAGAGGUGAUGACAAUUUGUGCCUGAAUGCCACAGCUAGCAAUAUAACCUCCUCUGGGUGGGUCUUGAUGUAACUUUGAUUCUGAUGAGCCUGUUCAGAAUCCACUGCGUUCUCUUUAUCUUUGGCAGGAGUUGUCCGAACUAGUGGAAGAUGAGAAUCUCACGGGUGUCCCAUUGUUGGUGUUUGCUAACAAGCAGGAUCUAGCAACAGCAUCCCCCGCAGCAGAGAUUGCUGAAGGGCUCAACCUGCACACGUACCGAGACCGGCCAUGGCAAAUCCAAGCUUGCUCAGCCUUAUCUGGUGAAGGCAUUCAGGUAUGAAGGGGUGUGUUGUGUCUGUGAGAUAACGUCGCACAUCGUGAAGUUCUGUAGGGAGUGGGAAAGGGAGGUGCUCAUGGCUGGAAUCAGAGCCCAGAAAGUGCUGCCAAUCACUGUCUCUCUUUUAUCUAUCUAGGAUGGGAUGAACUGGAUUUGCAGCGAGAUCACAAGUCGGAAAAAAUGA
Molecule: messenger RNA, 3849 nt
Organism: Podarcis lilfordi (Lilford's wall lizard)
Lineage: Eukaryota; Metazoa; Chordata; Lepidosauria; Squamata; Lacertidae
Source: the annotation of a GenBank genome assembly